This is a messenger RNA of Syzygium oleosum, 456 nucleotides long. Its product is annotated as pentatricopeptide repeat-containing protein At4g21065-like. The transcript has 2 exons. Bases 1 to 456 code for a protein of 151 amino acids. Gene Ontology annotation, biological process: RNA modification. NCBI's taxonomy places the organism in Eukaryota, Viridiplantae, Streptophyta, Magnoliopsida, Myrtales, Myrtaceae. The record is from RefSeq and is a predicted model, not a curated record. Gene Ontology annotation, molecular function: protein binding; RNA binding.
AUGGCUGAGAGGGACGUCAUUUCGUGGAAUACUAUUAUUGGAGUCUUUUCGGUGAAUGGUUUGUAUGAGGAGGCGUUUGUGUUUUUCAACAACAUGAAUUCGAGGUCUGGUACGAGGCCUAAUACGCUGAGUGUUAUUAGUGUUUUGCCGGUAUGCGUCGGGCUCGAGGAUGAAGUCAUGGCGUCUCAGAUUCAUGCUUACACAGUCAAGGUUGGGUUGGUUACAAAUGUGACUGUUGGGAACGCGUUGGUGGAUGCAUAUGCAAAGUGUGGGAAUGCAGUGGCUUCGAGGCAUUUCUUUGACGAGAUGGUUGAGAAGAAUGUAGUUUUGUGGAAUGAGAUCAUAAUGGGCUUUGCUUAUGGGGAGCGCAAUGUAGAUGCUUUUGAUCAUAGAUGGCAUCGAGAAGAAAACUGUGAAGUUGCAAGGAAGCGAGAAGGCAGUUGUUGCACGCCAUGA